AUGCGUUUCAGGUUCCGACCAAAUUCAACCGUGACCGUCCAUUUUAAAAACCGUUUAAUUCCCUCGCGAACUAACCGAAACUCGUUUUCUUCUUCCUCUGCAACUUCCUUUGAGGUGAAACAGGAUCAUGGUUUCAUGGUAAAACGAGGGACUUACAAUUCUCUGUUCCUCCAAAACAAGCUUUUGCAAGCUUACACGAAUGGGAGAGAUUUUGAUGAUGCAGGCAAGCUCUUCGACGAAAUGCCUCUGAGAAAUAUCUUAACUUGGAACAUUUCGAUUCACGGGGUGAUUCACCGAUACCGAGACGACGGUGACACUAAGCAAAAAGUUCGUCUUGGCUUUUGCUAUUUGAGUCGGAUUCUUCUCAGUGAAGUGAGUUUGGAUCAUGUGACAUUCAUUGGUCUGAUUCGUUUGUGUGCUGAUUCAACGCAUGUUGAAGCUGGGAUCCAAUUACACAGUCUGAUACUGAAACAAGGUCUCGAUUCAAAUUGCUUCCUGAGCACUACUCUCGUUGAUUUCUACGGGAAAUGUGGUCGCAUUGCUGAAGCGAGACGAGUUUUCGAGACGGUUUUGUGUAGAGAUUUAGUGUUAUGGAACGCUUUGAUCUCGUCUCAUGUUCUUAACGGUAUGGUCGAUGGAGCUUUUGGUUUGCUCAAGCUAAUGAGAUCAGAGAAUGGAUUCUCAGGUGACGAUUUCACUUUCUCUAGCCUUCUCAGUGCGUGCCUGAUCGAACAAGGGAGGCAGAUUCACGCCAUUGUCUUCAAGCUCUCAUUUCACUUUGAUAUUCCAGUGGCGACUGCGUUGGUCAAUAUGUAUGCCAAGAGUAACCAUACGAGAGCCGCUCGCGAGUGUUUCGAAUCGAUGGUUGUGAGAAAUGUAGUGUCUUGGAACGCGAUGAUUGUUGGUUAUGGACAAAACGGAGAAGGAAGAGAAGCUAUGAGACUUCUUGGUGAGAUGCUUCGUGAGAAUCUGAAACCAGAUGAGCUUACCUUUGCAAGUGUUUCAAGUUCCUGCGCUGAGUUCUCUGCGGUUCAGGAGAUUAAGCAAGUCCAUGCCAUUGUUUCUAAAUUUGGCUUUGCAGAGUUUCUGUCUGUGGCUAAUUCUCUGAUCAGUGCUUACUCCAAGACUGGAAAUUUAUCUGAAGCACUUCUCUGUUUUCGUUUGAUUCGAGAACCUGAUCUUGUUACAUGGACUUCAGUAAUCGGAGCUUUAGCUUUUCAUGGAUUCGCAGAAGAGAGCUUGAGAAUGUUUGGGAGUAUGUUGCAGAGACUUCACCCAGACAAGAUCGUUUUCUUAAAGGUUCUCUCUGCUUGUAGCCAUGGAGGAUUAGUUCAAGAAGGGGUUCGCUGCUUCAAACUAAUGACUGAGGUUUACAAGAUAGAGCCAGAGGAAGAACACUACACAUGUCUGAUCGAUCUUCUUGGUCGAGCAGGUUUCAUCGACGAGGCCUUUGAUGUUUUAAGGUCAAUCUCUGUAGAACCAUGCACAGAUGCUGUGGCAGCUUUCACAGCAGCAUGUAACAUCCAUGAGAAGAGAGAAUCCAUGAAAUGGGGCGCAAAGAAGCUUCUUGAAACUGAACCUAGCAAACCUGUGAACUACUCUCUCUUGUCAAAAGCUUACAUCUCUGAAGGCCAUUGGGACCAAGCGGCUCUAAUACGUAAAACAGAGAGGAGAAAUUGCAAUAGUUCCAAAACUCCAGGUUGCAGUUGGCUUGGGGACUAG
Microthlaspi erraticum is the source of this 1722-nucleotide messenger RNA. The record is from the annotation of a GenBank genome assembly. NCBI's taxonomy places the organism in Eukaryota, Viridiplantae, Streptophyta, Magnoliopsida, Brassicales, Brassicaceae.